Molecule: messenger RNA, 882 nt
Organism: Peronospora belbahrii
Lineage: Eukaryota; Oomycota; Peronosporomycetes; Peronosporales; Peronosporaceae
Source: the annotation of a GenBank genome assembly
AUGCUGCUCCAUGUGCUGCGUCGUCCGUCUGUGCAGCUCCAGCUACUCAUCCGACGCUCUCGCUAUGAUCCUAUUCACAACAUCUGCUUUUCUAGCUCCAAUGUGCUGUCAAAGAAACAGAGCGAGGGGGAGGAGGAAAUGAGCAACAAAAUGCUAUGGGAUAAGGUUUUAUCUAAUCAACCAGAGCAUGUGGAGCAACUGAGCGGCGACUUGCUGUAUGAAUAUCCACGCAAGAGUUAUUUUGGCUACAUGUCAGCUGGAGCUCUUGCUCAUAUUGCCUUCUGGUCUUGGCUCAAAGGCUAUGAACAAAGUCUUGUAGAGAUGCAUCCGGUGCUGGGCCAACCGACUUUCUUCUCGUUUAUUUCGGAUGACGUUGCUUCCUCCGUUGGUUUUGGCAUGAGUAUUCUACUCGCUGGACUAAUUGGCUUUCAUGCAAGACGGACUGUAGCUCGUAUAUCGGUCGUUGCUGGCGGUGACAAGUUGCGCUUCACGACCCACAAGUUUUUCGGAAACUUAGGCGAACCUAUUGAUGUGCCAAUCUCAUACGUCUCGGCACAUCCAAACACGAAAAACAACAUUAUUCUGAAGCUGGCCAACACGCGCGGAUUCUUUUUGGUCGAUACGAAGGGCAAGUUCUUCAAUCGUGAAAAGCUGGAGCGGAUGAUAACUUUUCGUACAAACUUUAAAGAGCACGAAGAAAUGAUGGAAAACAAGACGAAGAUAAAAGUACGGACGGACUUGCCGCGUGUGGAUCUCAAGGCAGAAACAACACAGGCCGGUACGAAGCGAAAACUUCCAGCUCGACCGCGCUCAAAGGCUAGUCAUGGCAAUUUACUUGGCAAGAAGCAUUUGUACUCGAAGAAGGGCGGGAAGAAGAAAUAG